Cynara cardunculus var. scolymus (artichoke) is the source of this 4556-nucleotide messenger RNA. RefSeq names its product cell division cycle and apoptosis regulator protein 1-like. Gene Ontology annotation, biological process: regulation of DNA-templated transcription. The record is from RefSeq and is a predicted model, not a curated record. Gene Ontology annotation, molecular function: calcium ion binding. Gene Ontology annotation, cellular component: nucleus. The transcript is spliced from 21 exons. Bases 141 to 4283 code for a protein of 1380 amino acids. Lineage: Eukaryota; Viridiplantae; Streptophyta; Magnoliopsida; Asterales; Asteraceae.
ACAACAAACGGAGCGAUUUCUCAACUCACCUCCUUCCAUCAAUUGCUCUGGUCGGCAACGGACAACGUCUUCGCCGUCCUUGGCGUUUACAAUUUGUAAAGGAAUUCCUGCUGCACAUCGUUAUAAUUUAUUAGAGAAGCAUGUACCAUCCAAGAGGGAAUAACGCGUAUGGGCAGGGGCAACAGCAACAGCAACAGCAACAGCAGCAAUCUUACUCUGGUCAAUCUGCUUUUGGUCAAAAUUUGGGGCCUGAUGGGGGGGACUCUCAGAUGUCCAUGUCUUCACGGCAUUCUGCCAUGUUAGGUGGUCAUCCAUCUGCUGGAGCUCAUUAUGGUGGUCAGUAUACUUCUAUGUAUGGUUCAGUGUCGCUCAGCAGUGCUCUACAGGCUACUGGUGCAAGUGCCAAAGGAUCUGGAUCAUCUGCUUUGGAAGGUCGUAGUGCUUAUGGUUCAUCCAUGCAAGAGUCACCAAAAUUUGCAUCUGGUGACUACUCUGUGCUUAACAAGAAGUAUGGUCAAAAAGGGGAGCAAAUGUUCACUGAUAAGCUUUCUGAUUAUCCACCAGGGGAUAGACGCCAGUAUGUGGAAAGGCCAAGUGUUUAUUCUGUCCGAGAUUCGCAAAAUGAGCCAACUGCUAGGUUUAGUGAUUCAGUUGCUUUUGGUCAUCACCAACAUCAGCCGGACAUAUAUGAUCGCUUGGAUGCUGCAUCAGCACUGCGAAAGGAAUUGUUACAGGCUCAUACACUCCAAUCUUCUUCUAUUGAAGGGAGUUCUAGACAAGCGGAUUAUAUAGCAGCAAGGACGGCUACGGUUCGUCAUGCUGGUCAAGAAUUUUUGCCUUAUAGUGGGAGAAUGGAUCAUGAUCCUAACACUUUGUCAAUGAUGAGUGGUCUGUCACAUCGUUCCCAACAUGCUCCAUCAAUACUAGGGGCAGCUCCACGAAGAGAUGUGGAUGAUCUUUUGUAUCCUCCUAGCUCUGCAAAUUCUGGUUAUGGAGUAAGCCUACCACCUGGCAGGGACUAUGCUUCAGGAAAGGGUCUUCAUACUACACCCCUUGAGCCAGAUUAUCCAGGUGGUAUUUUGGCACGUGCUGGUUAUGCAAGGCUUGAUGAUCGUAAAGAUGAUAGGGGACAUGCUCGGGAACUUGAGCGAAGAGAUGAAGAACGUCGUAGGGAGCUUUUGCGGGAGAGAGAGAAAGAACGUGAACGUGAACGCGAACACGAACGUGAGCGCGAACGAGAAAGAGUACGUAAAAGGGAACGGGAACGGGAACGGGAACUUAUCUUGGAGCGCCGUGGAAAGAAGAGAGAGAGGGAGUCCAAACGUGUUACUGAAAUUAGGCGUGAACGAACUCCACCCAGAAUCUCUAGGGACCGAGGUGGUUCGUCAUCAACAAAGGCCGAGAGAUCAUUUCGACGGGAGUCACCACGUAUUGAAGCUUCGCAUAGGCGUCGUUCUCCUGUUAAAGAAAAACGAAGAGAAUAUGUCUGCAAGGUCUAUUCAUCCAGUUUAGUAGAUGUUGAGAGAGACUAUUUGUCUAUUGAUAAGCGGUAUCCUAGGCUAUUUACUUCUCCAGAAUGUUCAAAGGUAUUUAAGCUUUUGCAUCAACUGCUUUUCUUCUCCAUAUUUGAUGUUAACAUGAGUGCUAACUUGCUGCAGGUGAUUGUUAAUUGGUCAAGGGAGAAUCUUAAAAUUCCAUUGAAUGUCCCUGUCAGUUUCGAACAUGAUUUUGUUCAAGAUGAUAAGGAAACUCAACAAAAAGAGGCAUCCACUGCAAAAAUGGUUGAUGACCCUGUAAAAUCAGAGCAUGGAAGUACACGGUGGAAUGCAAAGGUGAUAUUGAUGAGUGGGCUUAGCCGUAAUGCUUUGGAGGAGCUAUCAUCUGAAAGAGAUUAUGAGGAUCGCAUUCCCCAUUUUUGCAAUAUGCUUAGGUUUGCUUGUCUUAAGAAUGGGAAUGCUUUAAUGGCAAUUGGAGGCUUGUGGGAAACUGUUGAUGGCAAUGAUCCUUCAGUUGACAGAUCCACUCUGGUUCAGACGGCUCUAAGGUAUGCCAAAGACCUCACAGGACUUGAUUUGAAGAAUUGCCAACAUUGGAAUCCUUUCCUGGAGAUUCAUUAUGAUCGGGUUGGGAAAGAUGGUCUUUUUAGCCAUAAGGAGGUUACCGUACUCUUCAUUCCUGAUUUAUCAGAUUGUUUACCUUCAGUAGAUGCAUGGAGGGAUCAGUGGCUUGCCCACAAGAAAGCUAUUGCUGAGCGAGAGCGUCGGCAUGCUCUUAAAAGAGAGAUAUCUCAAGGAAAGAAGGAAGGAUUGAAAGAUAAGGAACCUGGGACAACCAAAGAUCUGAAGAAUGAUGCAAAACCAGAAAAAAAGAAAGCAUCUGGAUUAUCUGGGUCGGCAUCAAAACUCAUUGAAAAGGCAAAAGGUAAAGUAAAAGAAUCUGGAAAAGAGGGGGUUCAAAGCAAUACGGUAAUGGAGAAGAAAGGUGGGGUUGAGACAAUUGGUGAAGGCGAUAAUUCUGAAAAGAUAAAUCCGAUAGAAGUUGUUCCUGUUCAGACGACUGGUAGUGGGAAAAAGAAAGUUAUAAGAAAAGUUGUAAAAAAGAAGGUUGCUGAAAAAGAUAAAGCUGGAAAAGCAGCCGAACAAAGUGAUACAUUAGUUCCUAAGAAGGUGGGAGAGACUACUACAAACACAGUGGCUGCUAAUCGAGACGAAGAGGCAUCUGGUAAUCCUUCCGCUGUUAAGACUUUUACAAGGAAGAAAGUUACCAAAAAGGUUCCUGUGACAAAAGCCGUGAAGAAAGAAGAUGAAGGCACACAAUCUGAGGUGAUACCAGUUAAAGAGCAAGAGAACUCUGAAAAUAAGCCAAAGAAUGCAGAUGCAGGCAGUGCAAGUGGGAAGACAACCAUCAAGAAGAAAAUAAUCAAAAGGGUUACUAAGAGAAAGGUUGUUGCCAAGGUUGCCAACAAUAAGGAUAACGUGGCAGAGGAAGCAGGAAUAACUACUGGGGAGCAAAAUUUAACAUUAGGCAACAAGGAAAGUGAAGUCAAAGUAGAAAGCAAUGAAUCAGUCUCAAAGACAAAGGCUCCAAGUGUGGCCCCUGAGAAGAACAAGAAUGGGGGUGAUCUAGUUAAAAAUGAAAUCAAGGGUGAAAAUAAUCGUGAAAAGGAAGAGAAGAAGGGUAAAGUGGAUAGUGGUUCUUCAUCCAAAAUGAAGUCUGACAAUAAGAAAUUAAAAGAUGGAGAGAAAUCUAAGGAGGGAAAAGUGAGAAAAGACAAUGACGGUAAAGCAGAAUCGAAGGGUAAAGAAGUGAAAGAUAAGAAAAAGGAUGAAGAGCCUCCUAGGCAUCCUGGGUUGCUUCUCCAAACAAAAGAGAACAACAGUUCUAAAUUGCGUUCAUUGUCACUUUCACUGGAUUCCCUCCUGGGUUAUGAUGAUAAUGAUAUUGAAGAAUCGACAUUUGAGUUAUCGCUAUUUGCUGAAACAAUUUAUGAAAUGCUUCAGUAUCAAAUGGGUUCUCGGCUUUUAACGUUUCUCCAGAAAUUACGGAUCAAGUUUGUGGCUAAAAGAAACGAAAAGAAGAGACAAUUGGAAGAAAUUUCUGCGAAGGAGAAGGAAAAAGUGAAAACAUCCACCAAGCGUAUAAAAACUGAUAAUUCCACAGUGGAAAACAAAUCUGUUGAAACUGAACCACUGGUAGAAGCCAUCAAGGAGGAUGAAAAAACUAUUACCAAGGUGGAAAAUAUGCUUACUGAGAAUGUAGAAAACACAAAACCAGAAGGUGAGGAUCCCGAAGAGGAUCCUGAAGAGGAUCCCGAAGAAGAUCCCGAAGAAGAUCCUGAAGAAGAUGAAGAUAUGACUGAUGCAAGCCCUAAAGAUGACACAGAGAAUGAGGAGAAGGCCGCUGUUGAGAAAGUUGGCAUAGAUGUGAAGUCCAAAAAUGUGGACAAGAAGGUGAAAGUUGAACAAGAGGGGGAUGGCGAAGAAACUGUGAAUUCAAAUGUUAAAUUGGAGGAUGCAGAUAAACAGGAAAAGGAAAAGGCAAAGGUGGAUGUAAAAAAUAAAGAAAACAUCGACAAGGAACUUUUGCAGGCUUUCAGGUUUUUUGACCGAAAUCGAGUUGGCCACAUCAGGGUUGAAGAUAUGCGGUUGAUCAUCCAUAAUUUGGGGAAUUUCUUGUCCCAUAGGGAUGUCAAGGAACUCGUUCAAAGUGCACUUCUGGAAAGCAACACCGGGAGAGAUGACCGCAUUCUGUACAAUGAACUGGUGAGGAUGUCUGACAUCUGAAAUGAUAAAGAGCUUCUUGAACUAGAUUUUUUAUGGGCGAUUUCCUGAAGAAACACAUUGUUGAUUAAAAUCAUCAACCUUUGCCUUCGAAGAACACAUGUAUAUCUCAUCCAUACAUGAUCGGCAUGUAUGCCUUUCUGUAGACUUUGUAACCAUACUUUUGAGCAGGUUAUAAGAUUCUUUUAGGUAUUUUGAAAGACAAGAACAAAAAACAAACAUGUUUUUGUUUUACUUCUAACCAGUCAGUCAAAAUUUAUUGUUUAUGAACCAAAA